AGCAAACGAAAAGCUUCUCCAGAAGACCCGCUUCGAGUUCCUCCCGCGAAAAAGCCGUCGCCUUUCUCUCUUCUUCGUCGUCGAAAUCGAAUACCCACCUCGCCUUCGAUCCGGCGGAGUCGAACUGAAGUUUUGCAGAGCGGCGGCAGGAACGAGGGGGAAGCGAAGCGCGGGGGACAUGGCGACGUCGGGUCUUUACCGGCGGGUCCUCCCUUCUCCUCCGGCGAUCGAUUUCGCCUCCGACGAAGGCAAGAAGCUCUUCAUUGAAGCCAUCCAAGCUGGGACGAUGGAAGGAUUUUAUACGUUGAUCUCUUACUUUCAAACGCAAUCAGAGCUUACGUAUUGUGGAUUGGCUAGCCUCUCGAUGGUCUUGAAUGCCCUUGCCAUUGACCCCGGAAGGACAUGGAAAGGUCCUUGGAGAUGGUAUGAUGAGUCUAUGUUAGGCUGCCCUAAGGAGCUGAAAAAAAUUAAAGCUGAAGGCAUAUCGUUCGGGAACGCAGUACAUUGGGCUCGACGUGCUGGAGCUGAAGUUGAAGCAUUUCAGACUAGUCAAACCGAUGUUGAUUUCUUCCGUCAGUCUGUUAAAAAAUGUUGUUCUUCAGAUAAUUGUCACCUGGUCUCAUCCUAUCACAGAGCUGGUCUUGAACAGACAGGAGCUGGCCAUUUUUCACCUAUUGGUGGUUAUCAUGCGGGAAGGGACAUGGUACUGAUAUUGGAUGUUGCACGUUUCAAGUAUCGCCCUCAUUGGGUUCCAGAUACCCUCCUCUGGGAAGCCAUGGAUACUGUUAACAAGACAACUGGACAAAGAAGAGGGUUCAUGCUUAUAUCCAAGCCAAAGAGGGACGCUGGGCUGCUUUAUACCCUGGGCCGCAAAAAUGAAAGUUGGCUUGGUGUUGUAAAGUACUUAAUGGAUGACGUUCCUCAUCUGUUGAAGUCCAAGGAUGUGAAAGAUAUCAAUGGCAUUCUCAGUAUUCUUUUGGCAUCACCCCCGUCUGGUUUCGAGAAAUUUAUCCAGUCGGUUGCUGAAGUUAAGAGGGAACAGGAGUGUGGUAUAGGGAUAAGCGAAGAAGAAAAACAAAGACUUGCGAGCAGGGAAGAGCUGUUAAAGCAAGUUCGGGAUACUGGUUUUUUCGAGUACGUAGUUAAUUUUUUGCCUUCAACUUCAUGCUGCAGCAGAGUUCCGGUUUUUGGUGGCAGUGAAAAUCUGGAUGAAAUUGCAGCCAGCGUCUGUAGUCAUGGGGCAGAACCUGAUCCCAAUAACUGUACUAGCACUCGACCGGUUGGAAGUAAUAUCUUAACUGUACUUCUGUUGAUGUUGCCACCUGAAACCUGGUGCGGUAUCAAAGAUGAGAAACUUCGGGAGGAAGUACGGAGCCUUGUUUCAACGGAUAAGCUUCCUGCCAUGCUUCAAAGAGAGGUGUUGCACUUGCGAAGACAGCUUUACAAUCUGAAGAAGCAUGAAGAGAACAUGGCAAAGAGGAAAUCUGCCAUUGCUCAGAAGAAAUCUGCAUUUUCUCUAAAACUUUCUAGAAACUUCAAGAUUGAUAUUGUCUAGAAUUGUUGAGAAUGGAGGUUGCUAAAUGAAUCUAGAAGAUUCACGUGGGAAAGCAAGCAAGUAGAAAUCUCUAGAAGAAGAAUGGAUAAACUACAAUCUAGAAUUUCCUAGAAUAAGC
This is a messenger RNA of Eucalyptus grandis, 1673 nucleotides long. Its product is annotated as glutathione gamma-glutamylcysteinyltransferase 2. Gene Ontology annotation, molecular function: glutathione gamma-glutamylcysteinyltransferase activity; metal ion binding. The transcript has 8 exons. The coding region runs from base 179 to 1555 and encodes 458 amino acids. NCBI's taxonomy places the organism in Eukaryota, Viridiplantae, Streptophyta, Magnoliopsida, Myrtales, Myrtaceae. Gene Ontology annotation, biological process: response to metal ion; phytochelatin biosynthetic process; detoxification of copper ion. The record is from RefSeq and is a predicted model, not a curated record.